This is a messenger RNA of Artibeus jamaicensis (Jamaican fruit-eating bat), 2898 nucleotides long. It is a transcript of the gene MEAK7, whose product is annotated as MTOR associated protein, eak-7 homolog. Lineage: Eukaryota; Metazoa; Chordata; Mammalia; Chiroptera; Phyllostomidae. The coding region runs from base 176 to 1540 and encodes 454 amino acids. Gene Ontology annotation, biological process: TOR signaling. The transcript has 9 exons. The record is from RefSeq and is a predicted model, not a curated record.
GCAGAUAGACGCCUGUCAGCGCUCUCCCCUGGCAACGGGGCUGGUCGCUCCGGGGAAAAAUCCUUGGACAGCCCAACCGGAAAUCAGAAAGCGAAUCCAGUUGGUGAAGCUGGAAAGGUGCUGGGAAGAUUUCAUCUCUUCCGGUGUUUAGAGAGCCGUGCCAGACACAGGAAGGAUGGGGAACAGCGAGAGCCACUCCGGGCGGCCCGUUUGUUUGCAUUUUUUCCCGCAGGAGCAGGCCGAGGUGGACAGACUGUUUGAUGCUCUGUCAGAGAAAAGCGACUCAAGUACCUCGCCCAGAUCCUUCUCCCUGAAGGCCCUGAAGAGCCACAUUGGGGAAGCUCUUCCCCCAGAGAUGGUCGUCAGACUGUACGAUGGCAUGCGGAGGGUUGACAUGACAGGAAAGGCCAAGGGGCCCAGCGGGAGUGUCUCCCAGGAGCAGUUCACAGUGUCGAUGUCCUACCUGCUGAAGGGGAACUCCAAGGAGAAGAGUCUCAUGAUCCUGAAAAUGGUUUCUGCCACAGGUGGUCCUGUGAAAGCAGGAGAAGUCCAAAAGUUUACAGAGGAUCUCGUUGGCUCUGUAGUGCACGUGCUAACCCACAGACAGGAGCUGAGAGGCUGGACUCAGAAGAAAGCCCCAGGCCCCCCGCCCAGGGUGCAGGUCCUGGCUGCUCAGCUGGUCUCCGAGAUGAAGCUUGCAGACGGCAAGAAGCUGCCGGGGCCUCAGUGGCUGGACUGUGACUGUGACCUAGCUGUGAUCGAGGACUGGGUGUUCAGGGUCCACCUGGUGGCCACAUUCCUGAGUGUGGUCAUCCACAGAGGCUUUCUCCUGCACUUCUCCCUCGAUCUACCCACUCUGGUCCCCCAGCGUGAGGUUGACCGGGGCCAGGAGUUUGAGAGUGUCCUGGACGUGCUGUCGGUCAUCUAUGUCAACUCCCACCUGCCCAGGGAGCGGCAGCACCGCUGGCGCCUGCUCUUCUCGUCCAAGCUGCACGGGCACAGCUUCGCGCAGCUCUGCGGGCACAUCCCACACCGGGGGCCCUGCGUGCUGCUCCUCGAGGACCGCGAUGGCCAUGUCUUCGGUGGCUUUGCCUCCUGCUCCUGGGAAGUCAAGCCUCAGUUUCAAGGGGACAACAGAUGCUUCCUGUUCUCCAUCCUGCCCAGCAUGGCUGUGUACACUUGCACGGGCUACAACGACCACUACAUGUACCUGAAUCAGGGGCAGCAGACCAUCCCAAAUGGACUGGGCAUGGGUGGGCAGCAUAAUUACUUUGGGCUGUGGAUUGACGUUGACUUUGGGAGAGGACACAGCAAGGCCAAGCCCACCUGUACCACGUACAACAGCCCUCAGCUGUCAGCUCAAGAGGACUUCCGGUUUGAGAAGAUGGAGGUGUGGGCGGUUGGAGACCCCUCCCAGACAGAGCUGGCCGCCCAGAGCAAGAGUGUUCUCGAUGGGAACAUUGAGGCCCAGGUCCUGCUGCAUAUCACUGGGCACACUCGCCACAGCGACGGGCUCCGGGAAAUCCCCGACCAGGAGUGAGGAGGAGACCGGAGCACGAACCCCUGGACGAGAGCACACAGCUUGCCCACCUUGUCCCCGUCCUGUGCACGCCCGGUUUUGACGCAGAGCUGCGCUAGCCACGUCCAGGUUGUCCUGGACGUGCUCAGUCGGGACAAUAAAAUUUCUCUGAUGAUUAGUGGGUAUAUGUCCCAGGUAACCCGAGUGUCAAAUCAGUAGCUUAGCUCUUUUAUACUCUGUUAAUUUAGACCACUGAGAUGCAAGGACACUGAGACGUUUGGGGUCUCUGGUGGAGUCAGCAUUUCAUGGGCAAGUGAGUGCUGUGUGUAGGGGGUUCCCUCGCUGGGGGUCUCUCAGCCUCUGGCCAGGCCUCCCCAGUUAAAGUGCCUUGACUUCCAUUUGGACUGGUGAGGGGCAGAGGCGUUUGAAUGGGAAUCUCAAUGUUUUUCAAUGUGUUAAUAGGGGGAAAUAGUCCAAGAUUUUGGAGAUAACAGUGGCAUUGGUCUUCACUAGGUGUUUAUGAUAAGGGUCCCUAUCUGCCUUCUUAGCUGCUUCUAAAGGAGUAUGUGCCAUGAGCGAAUGGGAAAAUGAGGAGACAGAGGCCAAGUUGGGUUUCUGUUGCUGAUCUGGUGUGGGGGACGUCUGGAGGCCCCUGUGUGGCCCGUCGCAUGCGUUAGUGGUGAGGGGCUUGCAGCACUGUCCUGGGCUCUGGGCCUCCAGACACGCCCCUGCCAGGACCGGCUCCCUGCUCCUCUCCGCUCCCACGGGGAGGGCUGGCAGUUCCACGGUUUGGGCUUGAUUGAAACACACCCCAGAGCUCCUGCCAUGUUAGCAACCGCUUAGGUGGGCUGGGCUUCCGAGCAGAACUGCCACCUCCCAGGCCUGGAAGAGCUGUGUAAACACACUGUGCGAAUCCCUUCCUUCAAGGAGCUGGGGGUUCCUCCCUCAGACAUAUACCUCAUCCUCCUGUCUUUUGCUAUGCACUUGGACCUUUUAUUACAGAGUUUACCCUGAUUAUAAGCCAUAGCAAACUGAACUGUCUGCAUUUUGAAGGUUUUGCAUUUUCUACCAGGAGGCUCAUCAACCUUUGCACUUAGCAGUGCCCUUGACUGAGCAGAGGGACCCUGCAAAGUAGCCUUCACAAGGAAAGCGCACACUCAGGCAGUGCGUGGAGGGUGUGCGGGGGCAGUAGCGUGACACACACAGAUUUGGUCAUGGUUGAUUUUCCUUGUGAAAAGCCAGUUUUGCCCUGGCUGGUGUGACUCGGUUGGGUCUUGUCCUGAGAACGAGAAGGCCACCAGUUCGAUUUCCAGUCAGGGCUCAUACAAGAGGCAUUUGUCAAUUUUGCUCACAUUGAUGUUUCCCUUUUCUCUCUCUCU